GGAGCGCAGAGGCUGGGCGGCGGCGGCCAAUGGCGGCGGCGGGGGCGCACGCGGCGCGGGGCGCGCGGCGGCCCCGAGGAGAUGACGGGGCGGCUGCCGGGGCGGCGCGCGCUCGGCAAAGUUUCCGCGCGGCGCACGCCGGGGCCGGCCGGGCCCGCGGAGCGCGGCGGAGCGGCGGCGCCUUUAUAGCGGGCGCGGAGGGGUGCGCGGCGGCGGCGGCGGCGGCGGUGGAGGCGGAGGAUGGAUCCGCCGGCGGGCGCGCAGGGCCAGCACCAGCACGAGCCCAUCAGCUUCGGCAUCGACCAGAUCCUCAACAGCCCCGAGCAGGAGAGCGCUCCCCCGCCGCCCCCCCGGGGCCCCGACGGCGCGACCUUCCUGGGCGGCCCCGGCGGCCGCGGCGGCGCGCCCUACCCGGCCCUGCCGGCCCCCUUCCCGGCCAUCGCCGCGCCCUUCGAGGACUCGGGAUCUUACAGUGUGAACCUCAGCCUGGCCCCGGCCGGCGUGAUCCGGGUGCCGGCGCACAGGCCCAUCCCCGGGGCCGUGCCGCCGCCCAUCUCCAGCGCCAUCCCGGCCAUGCCCGCCGUGCCCAGCCUGGGCAGCCUCAACUUCCCCUGGAUGGAGAGCAGCAGGCGCUUCGUCAAGGACCGGUUCACAGCGGCGGCGGCGCUGACGCCCUUCACGGUGACGCGGCGGAUCGGGCAUCCCUACCAGAACCGGACCCCGCCGAAGCGCAAGAAGCCGCGGACGUCCUUCUCCCGGGUGCAGAUCUGCGAGCUGGAGAAGCGCUUCCACCGGCAGAAGUACCUGGCCUCGGCCGAGCGCGCUGCCCUCGCCAAGUCCCUCAAGAUGACGGACGCCCAGGUGAAGACCUGGUUCCAGAACCGGCGCACCAAAUGGCGGCGGCAGACGGCGGAGGAGCGGGAGGCCGAGCGGCAGCAGGCGAGCCGGCUGAUGCUGCAGCUGCAGCACGACGCCUUCCAGAAGUCGCUGAACGAGUCGAUCCAGCCCGACCCGCUGUGCCUGCACAACUCGUCGCUGUUCGCGCUGCAGAACCUGCAGCCCUGGGAGGAGGAGAGCGCCAAGAUCCCGCCGGUCACCUCCCUCGUCUGAGCCCGGCAGCCCGGGGAACGCAGCGGACUCGCCCGCGGAGCUCGGCCGGCGGCUCCCCCGCCCCCGGGGCCGCGGUUCGCCCCAGACGGGGCGGGCGGGGAGGCGGCGGCGAGCGGCGCCCGCGGGACCGGCACCGGCACGGGACCGG
Molecule: messenger RNA, 1258 nt
Organism: Harpia harpyja (harpy eagle)
Lineage: Eukaryota; Metazoa; Chordata; Aves; Accipitriformes; Accipitridae
Gene: TLX3
Product: T cell leukemia homeobox 3
Exons: 3
Coding region: 241-1110 (289 amino acids)
Biological process (GO): regulation of transcription by RNA polymerase II; animal organ development
Cellular component (GO): nucleus
Molecular function (GO): DNA-binding transcription factor activity, RNA polymerase II-specific; RNA polymerase II cis-regulatory region sequence-specific DNA binding
Source: RefSeq, a predicted model, not a curated record